Molecule: messenger RNA, 1337 nt
Organism: Myotis lucifugus (little brown bat)
Lineage: Eukaryota; Metazoa; Chordata; Mammalia; Chiroptera; Vespertilionidae
Gene: ACYP1
Product: acylphosphatase 1
Exons: 3
Coding region: 191-496 (101 amino acids)
Molecular function (GO): acylphosphatase activity
Source: RefSeq, a predicted model, not a curated record
ACGCGACAGGGGGAGCCGUUGGCGCGGCGGUCGGCGGUCGGUGGUCGGUGGUCGGUGGUCGCGGGUGCCGCCCGGCCUCCGGACGGGAAGGCCGGGAGGGUGAGCCCGGUCCGGGGCGGGCCCCUCAGUUCCGUUGGCUGUAGAUGUUCGUGGGCGAGGAAUCCGGGGCGUGUGGAAGCGAGGUUGGAGCAUGAACAUGGCCGAAGGGGACACCCUGAUAUCGGUGGAUUAUGAGGUGUUUGGGAAGGUGCAAGGGGUGUUUUUCCGCAAGUACACGCAGGCUGAGAGUAAAAGGCUGGGAUUGGUAGGCUGGGUCCAGAACACAGACCAGGGCACAGUGCAAGGACAAUUGCAAGGUCCCAUCUCCAAAGUGCGUCAUAUGCAGGAAUGGCUUGAGACAAAAGGAAGUCCCAAAUCGCACAUCGACAGAGCAAACUUCAACAAUGAGAAAGUCAUCUUAAAGUUGGAUUACUCAGAUUUCCAAAUUGUAAAAUAAUGCCCUGAAUUCAAAUUUUCCAAGAGAAACUCAGAGGUUUUGCUUUUCUUGUUAAUAGAGAUAGAAUUAUUCUGAGUAAUAUUAGAAUUUGUCAGUAAGUUAUUUUAUUUUUAGAUACCUGAAUGUUACUGUAUAUAAUAUGUAUGAUGGAAGGAAUGAUUACAACUGUACACAAUUCUAAUAAAAACACAUCAGAACCAUCUGUAGGGCGAAAUUCAUUAUGGGCAAAAUAAGAGAUAUUUACUCAGUAAACAUCUGUGGGAAGAUAAUUUUGAGGUAAUUUAAAGAGGUCUGAAAGAAAAAGUUAGCAGUUACUUUGAAUCAUUUCUUUGAAUGGUUUCCAUGAAGUUUUCUUCAGGAAGUUGCACACCUAAUAAGAACAAAUUCCACAAGUUCAACUUGUUGGCUGCUCAAAUGAUGUUUUGGAAUAAUUACUUUUAAUUUUCUUGAAUUUCUGUCAUUCCUUUUCUCUGGGUAAGGAAUUCACAAAAAGCAGUUGGUAUGGGCUAAAUUAUGUGCCUCCUCCCAAUUCAUAUGUUGAAGUCUUAACAGCUAGUACCUCAGAAUGUGACUGUAUUUGGAGAUAGGGUCUUUUGAGAGGUAACUUUGAAUGAAGUUAAAUGAAGUCAUGAGAGUGGGCCCUAAUCUAGUAUGUCCUUAUAAGAGGAAAUUUGGACACAGACAUGUAUAGCACAGAGGAAAGGACAUGUGAAGACAGGGAGAAACCAGCCAUCUACAAGACAAGGAUAGAGUCCACAGAAGAAAUCAACCAUGUCUCACAGCUCGAUCACAGACUUCUAGCCUCCAGAACUGUGACAAAAUAAAUAUUUAGUUUAAGCCA